Molecule: messenger RNA, 1714 nt
Organism: Panicum hallii
Lineage: Eukaryota; Viridiplantae; Streptophyta; Magnoliopsida; Poales; Poaceae
Product: berberine bridge enzyme-like 18
Exons: 1
Coding region: 1-1626 (541 amino acids)
Molecular function (GO): oxidoreductase activity; FAD binding
Source: RefSeq, a predicted model, not a curated record
AUGGUCUCCAGAGCGCAAGCGUUCAUCGUCGUCUCCUGCGUCAUGUGCUGCGGCUAUCUCCCGCCCCCGUCGGCGGCGGCCUCCUCGCCCGGGCCCGGCGACGGCGACGGCGACGGCGACGGCUUCCUCCGGUGCCUGUCGGCGGCCAUGCCGAGCCGGCUCGUGUUCCCGCGGGGCUCGCCCUCGUUCGCCGCGGCGCUGGCGUCGUCCAUCCGGAACCCCAAGUUCAUGGCGCCCGGCACGGCGCGCCCGCUCGCCGUCGCCGCGCCCGCCGAGGCCUCCCACGUCCAGGCCGCCGUGCGCUGCGGCAGCCGCCACGGGGUGCGCCUUCGCGUGCGCAGCGGCGGGCACGACCUCGAGGGCCUCUCGUACCGCUCCGCGCGCGCCGAAGGCGGCGAGGCGUUCGCGGUGGUGGACCUCGCGAGCCUCCGCGGCAUCCGCGUCGACGGGCAGGCCUCCACCGCGUGGGUGGACUCCGGCGCCACGGUCGGCGAGCUCUACUACGCGGUCGGGAGGGCCAGCGGCCGACUCGCGUUCCCGGCCGGCCUGUGCCCGACCAUCGGCGUGGGCGGCCACCUCAGCGGCGGCGGCUUCGGGACGCUGCUACGCAAGUACGGGGUGGCGGCCGACCACGUCCUCGACGCCGUGCUGGUGGACUCCCGGGGGAGGCUGCUGGACAGGGACGCCAUGGGGAGCGACGUGUUCUGGGCGAUCCGCGGCGGCGGGGGCGCGAGCUUCGGCAUCGUGCUGUCGUGGCAGGUGAGGCUCGUGCCCGUCCCGCCCACGGUCACCGCGUUCAAGCUGCCCGUCUCCGUCGGCGAGGGCGCCGUCGACGUCGUCACCCGGUGGCAGACGGUCGCGCCGGCGCUCCCCGACGACCUCUUCAUCCGGGUGCUCGUGCAGGGGCAGGUCGCCGAGUUCCAGUCCCUGUACCUCGGCACGUGCGGCGCGCUGCUGCCGGUGAUGCGCCGCCGGUUCCCGGAGCUCGGCGUGAACCGCAGCCACUGCCGGGAGAUGACGUGGCUCGAGUCCGUGCCCUACAUCUACCUCGGCAGCGGCGCUGCCGUGGAGGACAUCCUGAACCGGACCACCUCCCUGGCCGCCGCCAGCAAGGCCACCUCCGACUACGUCCGGGAGCCCAUCGCCCGGGCCGCGUGGGCGGAGAUCUUCUCCUCGUGGCUCGCGAGGCCCGGCGCGGGGCUCAUGAUCCUGGACCCCUACGGCGCCGCGAUCGGCGCCGCGCCCGAGGACGCCACGCCGUUCCCGCACCGCGCCGGCGUGCUGUACAACAUCCAGUACAUGAACUUCUGGGCGGCCGCCGGCGGGGACGCGGCGGCGGGGAUCAGGUGGAUCAGGGACCUGCACGCGUUCAUGGAGCCGCACGUGAGCAAGGGCCCCAGGGAGGCGUACUUCAACUACAGGGACCUUGACCUCGGGGAGAACGUCGUGGUGGGCAACGUCAGCAGCUACGAGGCCGGGAAGGUGUGGGGCGAGAAGUACUUCAAGGGGAACUUCCGGAGGCUCGCCAUGGCGAAGGCGCAGAUCGACCCGGACGACUACUUCAGGAACGAGCAGAGCAUCCCUCCGCUCAUCGACGCCGAACAGCCGGUAGUGAUCAAUGAGUGAACUGUACAAGGCAUAAGUCGUAGUUCGACUCUUGCCGUAAAUAAUAAGUUGACGGUGCAUACAAACUCCUCCCGUCCCUUAGGGCAUC